UGGGCCAUUGGCUCCUUUUUUUUUUUGUGCUUUGCACGUGGACGGCGAUGCGCCUGCCGCUCGACAAGUUGCCGAGCUUCUGUUGACUUGGAUCGGACAUGGCGGAGGGAGACUUUUACACCGUUGGCGGGCGACAGAGGUUCCCGCGCGACCCCUUUGGCGACUCGAUGGCCUCACGCUUCCUGGCGGAGGACGACUUUGGCAUGCCGUCCUUCCCGGACGACCUGUCCAUGGACUGGCCCGGAUGGGCCCGGCCGGGCCGGCUGAGCUCCCGCCUCGGCUCGUCGACGCCGCCCUUCGGGAGCGGCCUGCGGGCGACCUUCCCGGAACGCCGGCGGUCCCAACCGGGGCCGUCGCUGUUCGGCUGUUACGGGGAGCCCUCCCCCGCCGCCUGCCCUGCCGCCGCCGCAGGGGACCCGUGGAAAGUGUGCGUCAACGUGCACAGCUUCAUGGCCCACGAGCUCAACAUCAAAACCAAGGAGGGAUUCGUGGAAGUGUCAGGAAAACAUGAAGAGAAGCAGGAGGAAGGAGGAAUCGUCACAAAGAAUUUCACCAAGAAGAUCCAGAUCCCGACGGACGUGGACCCCUUGACGGUGUUCGCCUCGCUCUCUCCCGAGGGCGUGCUCAUCAUCGAAGCUCGCCAGACGCCGCCGUAUUACCUCUUCAGCGACGACGCGCCCCCGCCGCCGCCGCCGCCUCCACCCGAGGAGGACGCCGACCCCGCCCUGAAGCUCCAAGAGGGGGCGGUGCACUAGACAAGUGCCGCCCACUCUCUUCUUUACCUCCAUUGUAGCAGAUGAUAGGAAUUUUUUUUGGGGUUUUUUUGUUUUUUUUAAUGAGUUUUGCGUGUGAGGCAUUGCACAAUUGCGUUGCGCAAUACUAUGACAUCACUCAAGGAAUCGAGACGGACAUUUUGGCGCCACGCCUUGCUCUCAAUGUGUAAAAGUGAAAAAAAAAAAAAAAAAAAAGGAAAAAUAUUAACAACAAAUUCUCCGAAAGAUCAACCAGUCAAAUCGGCCCCCGGCCAAUUCAUCAGUUUUCUUUUUGCUUAAACGCUGGAGAAAAAGGACCCCCCCCCCCCCGCACCCCCCACCUCUCCCGUUGUUGUGUGCGCUCUUUUGUAAAUAGAAUUUAUCUGGAUUGUUCAUUGGGAAUGUGGAGUGUUUUUUUUUUCUAUGUGCCGUUUUUUUUUCUGUUGCAAUAAAAGAUGUCGUCCGGCU
Hippocampus zosterae (dwarf seahorse) is the source of this 1220-nucleotide messenger RNA. It is a transcript of the gene hspb8, whose product is annotated as heat shock protein b8. Gene Ontology annotation, biological process: cellular response to unfolded protein. Gene Ontology annotation, cellular component: protein folding chaperone complex; nucleus; cytoplasm. The transcript has 3 exons. The record is from RefSeq and is a predicted model, not a curated record. The coding region runs from base 99 to 755 and encodes 218 amino acids. Gene Ontology annotation, molecular function: protein homodimerization activity. NCBI's taxonomy places the organism in Eukaryota, Metazoa, Chordata, Actinopteri, Syngnathiformes, Syngnathidae.